AUGCCCUCGCAUGCGGCCGACACCAGCGACCACGCCCCCUUCCCGACGCAGCACUCGCCCUUUGGCCUGCCGCUGCGCACCUCGUCGGACAGGGCGCCUGCGGGGCGAGAGAACGGCGAGCGGCGCGCGAACGGCAGCGCCGCCAAGGUGAACGGCAGCCUGCCCAAUGGCGCCGCCGUGAUGCAGUCGGUGCCAAACGGCCGCCCUGCCAAGCCGUCGAGCAGGACGUCGCACGACGAGGGCCCCGACCAGCGCGACGACGGCUACUUUGCCUCGGUCUACAGCGCCGACACGCAGGUCGAGGAGCACUGCGGCACCACAAAGGUCAAGAUGGGCGCCAUGUCGGCGCUGGACGGCACCAAGGAGGCCCGCAAGGACUUCGCCCACGCCCAUGCAGCCUCCCCUGGCGACGCGACCCCCGGCCUGCAGGUGCCCAGCUCGGUGCAGCAGCGCGUCUCGGCCCCGCCUGCCUUCAACCAGGCCCCCACAUCGCCAGCGCCGAACCCCUACCGCCUGCAGCAGCGCCACACGCUCGAGGUGCCCAAGCUCUCCACGUCACGCACCCGCGACACGCAGAACAACACCGACGACGUCGUCACGGCCAGCGGCAGGUUCUCGCCCACGUCCCGCCACCGGAAGGGCUCCAUGAGCCUCGUGCGCCGCAACACGCGCUCCGUCAACUCGGACGUGCACCUCGACGAAGUGCCCCAGGACGAGGAUGCCGCGCGCUGGGCCGAGCACAUCCGCAACAAGCGCGCCAGCAAGCGGAAGCGCAAGGAAGACGAGGACGAGGACCGCGUCGUGGUUGGCACAAAGGUCGACCAGCACCACGUCAACUGGGUCACGGCCUACAACAUGCUGACGGGCAUCCGCUUCACCGUCUCGCGCACAAACGCCAAGAUGGACCGCGACCUGACUGAUGCCGACUUUGACGCAAAGCACAAGUUUUCGUUUGACAUGUACGUCCCACAUGGUUUUCCUUUAAUGGUCAAGAAUCUGUUGAGUUUCGAUUUCGCGUCGUGUGGCAGGCCUUACGACUUCAAGUUCAAGGACUACGCCCCCUGGGUCUUCCGCCAUCUCCGCAACACCUUCAAGCUGGAUCCUGCCGACUACCUCGUAUCCCUAACAAGCAAGUACAUUCUCUCCGAGCUCGGCUCACCCGGAAAGAGUGGCAGCUUUUUCUAUUUCUCCCGUGACUACAAGUACAUUAUCAAGACCAUUCAUCACGCCGAACACAAGUUCCUCCGCAAGAUACUGAAGGACUACUACAACCACGUUCAGGACAACCCAAACACUCUUCUUUCGCAGUUUUACGGUCUACAUCGAGUAAAGAUACCCUAUGGACGCAAGAUCCAUUUCGUCGUAAUGAAUAACCUGUUUCCCCCGCAUCGAGAUAUCCACACCACUUUCGAUCUCAAAGGCUCGACAAUUGGCCGAGACUUCAAGGAAGAAGGGUUGGCAUCGAACCCGCGUGCGACCUUGAAGGACCUGAACUGGCUGCGAAGGAACCUGCAACUGGAAUUCGGGCCGACGAAAAAGUCGGCUUUUAUCGAGCAGAUGCAAAGAGACGUGAAGCUUUUGCAGCGACUGCACAUCAUGGACUACUCGCUCCUCGUUGGUGUACACGAUCUGGAAAAGGGCAACGAGGAGAACCUCCGUGACAAGACGCUGCAGGUAUUCCAGCCGGGUGGUGACACCGUCGAAGACCCGCAACCUGGCACACUCAUGCGAACGCCAUCGAAGCUGGAGAGCGCACGAAAGGCAAGAGAGUUGAGACAAAUGGUCAAGACGCAAAAGCCAGUGCCCAUGGAUGCGACCUCAUUCAAGAUGCCAGACGAGAUGGCGGAUCCUAAGAAGAACUUCUACUUUUACUCGGAUGACGGUGGCUUCCAAGCCACACAUGAGGACAACACCCCUGCGGAGGAGGUAUACUAUCUUGGCAUCAUCGACUGCCUGACACAUUACUCUUUUAUCAAACGCGCAGAACAUUUCUUCAAGGGUCUGACAAACACCGAGUCGCAGAUAUCCGCCAUACCCCCUGAGCGCUACGGUGACCGCUUCAUCAAGUUCAUCAGUGGUAAUACCAAAAGCCGGGAGCUAGCUGAACGGGAGAAGAACAACGAGGUUCCACGCGACAACAACAGCUUCAUGGAGAAGGCAGAGCACCAAGUUGACCGUUCGAGACAACAUGGACACACCGAGGCGAACGUACCGAACCGUGAGAUGAGAGCCGUCCGCAGCCCAUCCGCCGAACGAGGAGAAAUAGGCACCAUCCUCCCCAUUGUCGAGGAAGCAGGCGAGUCGUCGAGCGUCGGCGGGCGCAGCAAUCGCAGCACAGAGGGCAGUGGUCACAUGUAUGAGAGGACCCAUGCCACUCCACCGCCGCCGUUGCAGGAAUACGAUCUCAGCUCGUUGCAACCCCUGCCCCGAUCAAGAGAACAAUCGCACGGCCGGCCUCCACCAACGCCACCAAAAGACUCCGGCACUGCGAGUGAGGAGCGUCCGCCUACGCCUGCGAAAGACGACGCGUACCGCCAGAGACUUUCGGGGCCGCCUACGCCGCCCAAGGAGCUAAGGGGAAGGAGUCCCGCCCGUAACAAGGAGCUGCCGCGCACGCCGCUGGAAACCACGAUCCGCGUGAACUGA
Molecule: messenger RNA, 2646 nt
Organism: Dothidotthia symphoricarpi CBS 119687
Lineage: Eukaryota; Fungi; Ascomycota; Dothideomycetes; Pleosporales; Dothidotthiaceae
Product: SAICAR synthase-like protein
Exons: 3
Coding region: 1-2646 (881 amino acids)
Biological process (GO): phosphatidylinositol metabolic process
Molecular function (GO): phosphatidylinositol kinase activity
Source: RefSeq, a predicted model, not a curated record